AACGCGAUAAGCGUCGCGGCGCCCUCAACGAUAAGUAAAUCGAGAACGUCUUGGCACCGACUACAUAUCGUUUCUCCGUUUUGUAGUGUUAUCGUUCGCGGGUUUCGUUGUGUUUAUUCGUUGCAUCGGCUAAUCGUCGGCCAUCGGUGUUGUUGCACUUUAUUGUUUACGACGAGCAACCGUCAACGCGAUCGCGAUGAAACAAUGAAGCAGGCGACCACGAGCAACGAGAACUGUCAAGAAGAUGCCGGUAAACCACUUGCACACGGGAAAUGCGGGCCAGCUGGGGAGUAUCGAGUUCUAAUCAACGAACUACCGUCCCCAUGCUUGGCAGUGGCUUUCCUGGGACCACUUUAGAGUCUCUCGAGGAUGGGUUCCCGAAGGAGCGGGUGUCAGGCGAACGCCGGCGUUCUGAAGAAACGCGCCAACAUGUCGUUCAUGCUGGUGGUCAUGUUCUUCGCGGUGUUCGGGUUGAUCGUCUUUACGGAGAUAUUCCUGAUCGACGAGAGACGGGGUGUGGGUGUAGGUGGUACCGGAGCCCUAGGAGGUCACAGGAGCGGACAUCGAUUGCCGGCUGCGCCCGAUCGUCCGGAUUACGGGGAAAUCGGAGCUGAAGAUUAUAUCGGAUUGAAGGGCAGCUUUGACGAUCAUAUCGGAUUAUUGGUGCAUGGGGAAGACGGAGGACAGAAGAUCGCGAUACAACCGGACCCGAGAGGUUUACCGAGUUUACCACCCAACUUAGAAGCUCGUCUACCGCAACUCGAUCAAAGCUUGAAGAUUACGCACGCCGAAUGGUUACCAGUCACGAAAACCAGAUUCAAGUUCUUCGUAUAUUCGGCGUACUUCGAUGACAGGGUUGGCGGUGCAGGUUCGCCAACCGGGAAAACUCAAGGCAUGGUACGCAUAAUAAGCGCAACGAAGACAAAAGGAUCGGAACGAGUUUGGUGCAGAUUUUGGUAUCUACCAGAGAAUGGAGGGAACGUUACUGCUUCCGUAACAGUAGCUGCUAAAGUGAAGGUAAUCAGAGAGAACUGGAGCCUGAAGUACAGUGCCUGCUUUGUAAUUUGCCCAUUGCCCAAGGAAUCGCCCACGAGCAACAGAGUCCCGGAAACGGUGAGCGUCGUGGCCAGGCUCAAAGCAACCCCGACGAAUCGGAUUCUCGUUCAGAACAGACCGGAGAGUAGGUCGAAAGAGAAGGAAUUGUUGGCCGUUUGCGUGAAACCUCUGCAUUACAACUAUAAUAGAGUGCUGCAACUCGUCGAGUUUAUCGAGUUGCACAGACUACUUGGCGCCACCCAUGUGACUCUGUACAAUGACACGGUUGGUGCUGAGGCAGGAUGCGCUCUCAAGUACUACGAAGCUAAAGGUCUCGUUACCGUGUUACCUUGGCAUCAUUUGGACAUUAUUUCUCAACGAGAUAUUCGUACGGAAGGAUUGUUUGCCGCCCUGAACGAUUGCCUUUAUCGAUCUAUGUACAAAUACGAGUACGUGGCGUUGAUUGACCUCGAUGAGUUUAUUAUACCGACGCACAAUGACACGAUAAUCGAUCUCAUAAGGUGGAUGAACAGUCGUAUAAACACCAAGUCCACCGGAGCGUAUUCCUUUCAAAACGCUUUCUUUUACUUGCAAUGGGCCGACGAUCCGUUUAUAGUAACGAGUCGAACGCCCAUCGAGGCUGGUUUAAUUACAUUAAGGAAAACGAGGCGCCGAGCGAAGCUGCACCCGCAUAAACAGCGGUCAAAGUAUGUUUGCAAGCCGCAAAACAUCGUCGAAGCCGGUAACCACUUUGUUUGGGAAUUCAUUCCCGGAUAUAGUACACUGAACGUAUUGUCGGAGGCAGCAAUUUUACAUCACUAUCGUGUUUGCGAGUUCGGCGGCGACGACUGUAUAAAGACGCAAUCGGUUGUCGAUAGAACGGCCUACAAAUACAAGGACAGAUUGUCGGGCAGUGUUAGCAAAACCUGGGCGGACCUAAACACCGAAUGUCUGUUACCAAAACUGGAACCAAUACCAGCGAUGACGCCGCGGAUAAAAACAGGUCCUGUGUUAAAGUCGGUCAGGUAGCAGAAGACCAUCGGCGACGUUUUAUGGGAUAUUGGUAAUUUCACUGGUACGCCCAAGGUAGCGAGAACCUAUUUCUAUAACUACGGUGGCCCUUAAUUUCUCACUGGGAAAUUCCGCCAUGUUCAGAUUUAAUGGGAUGGGUUGGUAGGGGUGGGGAUGCCAUAACGUUUUUUCUACCAUUUGCGGUCCACACCUCAUAAAUCUCGUUUUCGUAAACGGAGAACGGUGCCUGUCAACUAGCCAAUCCGGAGUGCUGCCGUUGACAAAGGUACGACGCUCAUCGAAAAGCUGAUGAAUAAUAUUUUUCUACGUGAGAAGGACUCAUGACCGACCAGGAAAGUAAGGGACGAUUUUCCCGGUCGAUCCUGCAACUCUUACGCUAUGGUGCUUCUUUCACGAUUUUAUACGUGUAUUUACUUAAAGAUUUGUUUCCGUUCGAACGAAGCCGAUCUACGUGAAACUGAUCAGGUCGUGGAUGUUAUUAAGAAAGGCCUACACUUCGGUCUACAUUGCCGGCUAUAACGUGAGAUUUGAUAUUAAAACUGUUGUAUUGUUGGUACAUUCUUUUCAACACACUUAUAAAAUCCGCACAACGUAUAAAUAAAACAUACGCAUAUCCAUAGGAUCAAUACCUAGUCGUAGUUUAUGUAUGUAUAAUAUGUAUCUAGAACAUCUAGUAUUUAAUCUAUAGCAAACGAGUAGAAUGCGUAAUGUUUUUUCAAACGCUAUUUACAUCUAGCAAUUUCUAUCCGAUGAAUUUAUUACGCUGUGAAGAACCUCUUAGUUUAGGAGAAAUCUUGCUUAUUUUUAACUUUAAUUAUUGUUAAUUACGAUUUUAUUCGUUACUUACCAGUCUUGCGAUAUACUUUUCAUUACCUCGGUGAAAGUAAUUUACGAUAAUGUUGUUAUAUAAAGGUAGUCGCAUUACAAACGAUUUGUAAUUGUUAAUUAUGCUCACGAUGACGAAAAGAGGUUAGUACUGUGUCAGCUAAGUAGAUGUUACAAAUUCGAGCGUUAUGACAAUGAAGACGGCGAACUGUUUCUAUUUCUUUCAUAAGGUCACAUUUUUUACGCGCACAUACAUUUAUUAUGUAUAUAUGUGUAUACACAAAUGUGUACGUAUAUUUACGUACAUGUAGGAUAGGUGAUUGCAUACACGUGAUCGGUGCUGAGCCAACAAUCAACAUGCCGUUUGGUCGUGUUGAAAAAGUUAAUAAAUAUUGUACGACGACAAUAUGUAUUUUAAUUCCCUUGAAAAUAUAUUUCGUAAUGUAAGUCCGGAGCACGUGUAAAAUUGUACGAAUAAUUGAAUUUUAAAUUAUUUAACGAAACUAUAUACACAUGGCGUUUCGCUUAUUUUUAUUUCUUGUAAUAUCUCCGGAAGCUUCUAAUGAAACGAAAAACUGUAUAAGGAAAAACUCAUUUGUAUCAGAAACAUAAAUAUUAUAAUUAUCAACA
Molecule: messenger RNA, 3522 nt
Organism: Colletes gigas
Lineage: Eukaryota; Metazoa; Arthropoda; Insecta; Hymenoptera; Colletidae
Exons: 8
Coding region: 370-2064 (564 amino acids)
Source: RefSeq, a predicted model, not a curated record